Messenger RNA from Cimex lectularius (bed bug), 2389 nucleotides. Its product is annotated as serine/threonine-protein kinase 26-like. Gene Ontology annotation, biological process: protein phosphorylation. The record is from RefSeq and is a predicted model, not a curated record. Lineage: Eukaryota; Metazoa; Arthropoda; Insecta; Hemiptera; Cimicidae. The transcript is spliced from 9 exons. The coding region runs from base 799 to 2238 and encodes 479 amino acids. Gene Ontology annotation, molecular function: ATP binding; protein kinase activity.
UUAUUUUAUGUUGAAAGGCGAGAAAGUAUCAUGGGGGCACUGGCAGAGCAGAAAGGUAUCUUUUUCUCUUUCUAGAGGUUUAGAUAUUCCAGUCGUCGUUUUCAAGGUACAUCGUAAACCUUCACUUGUGGGAUGAUGGCGGUUGGUCGUAUAUUUUCGUGACUUUUUGUUCCGUUUUGUCUUGCCGGAUUGACGCGUUUGGAGUGUCACGUCGUCGGAUGAGAGGAAACCGAGGUGAAAAGUCGUCGAAAUCCGCUGUAGCUGACAAAUCGGUCGAACUUGUGUUCCGUGCAAAGGUGUACGAGAGUGUAAAUGAGUGGUUCUUCUUAUGUGUCAAUCGGUUAUACUUCUAACAUGGCGCUCUUGGCUUAUUUUUUAAAAAUCCGCACCAUCUCUUCGACGGCCGGGUCGGACUGAUAAAAUUCCCUGCCGUUUUUCAUCUUUAAAAUAUGGGUCACAAGUUUUGAUUUACAAAACGGAAGGAAUACAGAGCGUGUGACGUACGUUUCCCACCUGAGGAAUGUUACCGUCGAAAACCGAAACAGAGGAACGUCUUUUCGCAUCUUGACUCAGCUCGCUGAUGUAAAACAAACGACGAUUAUGUCUUAGUCGUUGAAGACGGAAACGAAAUCGCGCGACACACGGGAUAGAUUUUCGUGAAUAGGACACAUAUGACAAAUAAUCCAUCAUCAUCAGUGGGAGAAGGGCCUCUGCUUUUCUGGAUCGUCUCCUGAAUACUGUUUUUAUUUUUUAUUUGUCAAGUUUCUUUUUCUUUUUUCCAACUUCAGUCGUCUAACAAUGGCUUUCAAUGAGAAGGUUGAUCCCGAACAAAUUUUCACGAAGCAGGAGAAGAUUGGAAAGGGAUCGUUCGGUGAGGUGUUUAAAGGGGUAGACAACAGAAGUCAGCAAGUUGUCGCCAUUAAAAUAAUCGAUUUGGAGGAGGCGGAAGAUGAAAUUGAAGACAUCCAACAAGAAAUCAUGGUGCUUUCUCAAUGUGAUAGCCCAUUUGUCACAAAAUACUUCGGAUCCUACCUCAAAGGCACAAAGCUAUGGAUCAUAAUGGAGUACCUUGGUGGAGGAUCGGCGUUAGACUUAAUGAAGCCGGGGAACUUUGAAGAAAUGCACAUUGCGAUUAUUCUGAGGGAGGUGCUAAAAGGGCUUGACUACCUUCAUAGUGAAAGGAAACUACAUAGAGAUAUAAAAGCUGCCAACGUACUAUUAAGUGAAAUGGGUGAUGUCAAAUUGGCUGACUUUGGAGUAGCGGGCCAGUUGACCAACACAACUAGUAAGAGGAAUACAUUUGUAGGGACGCCUUUUUGGAUGGCACCAGAGGUUAUUAAACAAUCUGCGUAUGAUUCCAAAGCUGAUAUUUGGUCUCUUGGUAUCACAGCUAUUGAAUUGGCAAAAGGAGAGCCACCCAAUUCUGAAUUACACCCGAUGAGGGUAUUGUUUCUUAUACCAAAAAAUAAUCCCCCGCAGUUAACAGGCAAUUACACCAAACAAUUUAAGGAAUUUGUCGAGUCAUGUCUUAACAAAGAUCCUGAAAAUAGGCCAACAGCGAAAGAAUUGCUCAAAUUCCCUUUCAUUCGUAAGGCAAAGAAAAACUCAUACCUCAUAGAUCUAAUCGAUCGUUAUAAGAAAUGGAAAUCACAGAGAAAUGAAGAGAGCGAGACAGAAUCAGAAAACUCUGACUCUGAGGAAUCUGGCAAAGUGGAGAGCGAAAUGGACGAACCUUGGAUAAUGACUGUCAAAAGUCCCCAUGGCAUUAAAUCUCUACCGCAACAAAUUGAAGAAGGGAUGGUUCGGAAUGUCAAAGUCAGCAGCGUUCACAACGGACAGUCUAAAGAUACUAACUUAAAUAAUUUUAAAAGCAAUCAGCCAAGAGGUGCUAACCUUCCUAGUAGCCAGGAAAAGUCUUCUACUCCUAAAGAAUCAGAGAGAAAACCUAAAAGUAGACAGGAACGGCAAGAAAAACAACAGGAGCCGAACAAAUCAUCCACGCUUACAUUUCUUAUUCAUCCUCUUCUUGGAGAAUUGAAAAGACGGCAUAAUUAUAAUUCCCGGCGAGAAGAUGGGACACCUUCUAAAACAGAGGCAAUAGAUGAACUUAGAACGGCCUUUGAAGUAGCUGAGCGGUCUAGUCCUGGAAUAUCUGGAAUGUUUGUCAAUGAGGUCAUUCAUAAACUUAUGGGUCGCCAAUAUCAAGGAGUAACUAGACUUGUAGGGGAUACAACAUAGGGUAGAUAUGAAGUAGUUUCUCAGAAUUGACAACACAGUAUGCUGUAUGUUAGGCUAACUUUCUCUUUGAACUUAUCAUAUGGAGAGUUACAUUUGGUGUUAGAAUUAAAAAAAAAAAAAAAAGAGACAAAAACAUAAAUAAUAAUGAAAA